Molecule: messenger RNA, 4005 nt
Organism: Fimicolochytrium jonesii
Lineage: Eukaryota; Fungi; Chytridiomycota; Chytridiomycetes; Spizellomycetales; Powellomycetaceae
Exons: 3
Coding region: 1-4005 (1334 amino acids)
Source: RefSeq, a predicted model, not a curated record
AUGAUCCUUCCCGUUGUCGAUACGCAACUGGUGCUGCCAGACGGUAUCAGCGACUACAUUCUCAUCAGCGGGCAGCAAUCCCCGCUCACAGCAGCGAAAGCGGAUUCGUAUUUCCUGAGGUUGUUUCCCAGCCUAUACACUUGCGAGGAGACUAUUGACAUAGAUACGUUCUCGAAGACCUUUGGAGCGUGCGAGAAAGAAACUAGCGACGUUUCGCAGCGCGGCGGAUUGGUGCCGCAUGAUGCGAAGAUCAGUCACAGCCGGGAGCGACUGGACCCUGGGGAAAUUUCCGAAACACAAGACUCGCUUAAAGAUUCUAUGGAGGUGCCGAGCGGUGAAAAUGGAUUGAAAGGCUCACCGACCGAGAGUGGUGGAAUGGAAGAUCCGGCAGGUUCUUCGGGUCCGGAAAAUACUGACUUCAGCUCUGAGGCACCCAAGAGAAGUGCAGAAGGUCCGACGAUAGCGGGAAGCGCAUCAACCUUCCACGACAAGGAGACUGAUCAAGAUGGCGAUGAUAGUUCUCGGAAUUCGUCUCGCUUCCAGACAAGUGAAGAAAAAGGCGACUUUUGUGAGGCCAAAAGCGACGGAGGACAAAGCCUGUGCGCUGAUAGUCGAACAGGGACGGUAAAAUCUAUCGCUGACGUUGACUCGGAAAUGGAAGCAAUCGCAACCGGCGGGGACCAAUCUGCGAUCAAGGCGAUGGGUCCGAACACAGAUUCGGCGUCCGACGUGCAUGCGACUCAUUUAAGUGGUAAUGGUCCAUCGAGAGCAUCAGCCGCGGGUGAAUCGCCCACGGAUGCUGUGCCAGCUUCCUCUACCAAAAGCCGCCAAACUCCGUCUAGCACAAGCGUCGUACGUCAAGUCAGUUUCGAUGAUCCGCGCUCCAACACGGCAAAGCUCGCUAGCCCGCGCCGAAGAGCCAACCCCGCUCGUGCCGCCAGAAAAUCCAUAUCGACGGGCCCUCGGAAGUCUAUCAAUACGCUUAUCGACGACAUGAGAAAUGCCGCACUCAUGAACAUGGUUUUGGAAAGCAAACACGAACCAAAAGACGAGCACAAAACCGUUGGGGUGAUCCAGGCUAAGGCUACGACUGUGGUCCAACAAGACGAUCCGGAAGUUGGAGCUACUCACCCGCUAGUCGAGCGAAACGAAGGAGGAGAUUCACCACAAGGGUCCACAAGCAUUGUCGACCUUCGCGCUUCCGAAACGCAACAAGGUGCCAACCUGGGAGGUUCGAACUCCCAUGUGCAGCAAGAUCCCGCCGACCCGGAGAAACACACUUCAAUUGAGAAUGUCCCCGAAGAUUCGGGGGCGGAGGACAAGGUGCUUGCCGGAAGUCCCGAAGAAGAAAUAAGUCAUGGAGAAAGCCCAACCAACGAAACAGGUCACGAGGCGGCGCCGACCCGAACGGAAAACGAUUCCGUGCCGAUCAAGGAACCGAGUACUUUCUCCCGACCGCCACAGGUGCGGGGUUCCGGCGGCGCGGCUGACCUUAUCAACGGCUCCCAAAACGCGAUUGAGGGGUCUGAGCCCUCACCGAGUGCAUGGGGUCAAAGUAGUGGUGGGGAGACUUCUGCGUCCGAAGAUAAUGGCGGCAAUCUGAUAGGCGGAUCUUCGGCGGCGGACCAAUCAAGUUCCUCUAGCUCCGACGAGCCAGCCGAAAUGAGUGCGAUACUUCUACCAAAGGCGACGUUGGAAGCACCACUUCGAUCACUGCCAGAUCCCGUCUUUAUGGCGGACGAUUCGAUCGUAGAGCCAUCUUCCAUCACGUUCCUCAACAGUGAACUGGAGCCCUCCCAAGACUCGUUGCCAUCGUUCGAUUCUCCGGCGAGGAGUAUUCUCCCAGACAUACCAAAGCCUGUGGCUACACCGUCACCAUUGUCAAGUGAGGUGCGGCGCCCGCGCAACCCCCUUCUGGAUAGUGGAGAGGCCGGCGUCGAGGCCCCCUCAUUGGAGCUCGAUAUUUCGACGUCAUCGAUUCCCUCAGAGCUCAAUUUUCUGGGUGACUUGAGUCCAGAGCGGAAAAAGGUGGAGAGAGCUGAUUCUUGGGCUGUGGUUGGAGGUGAUGAGAAAUCGUGGCCGAAUGCCGAUGGAGAGGGAAAGAUUGGGUUUCUUGAAGAUAUUGUUGAGGAGACUCGGAUUGACGACAUUGGGGGCGGCGUCGACGUUGGCGACGUUGCUGAAGUCCCAGCCAGCUUUGAUAACAUUCCUGAAGAGGGACGGUCUGUCGAGGGGGUUCAGGCAGAGGUAACAAUGGAUGAUCUGAGGCAGGCAGAGCAGAACGAAAGACGAGAGGGAGUGUCAGAGGACGCAAGUUCUUCCAGCGGCACUAUGUCGGAACCACCGACUGUGAAUGGUGAAGAAGCCUCAAAAGCGACCGACGUUGCAAGUGCAAGUCCGUCCGUACCGAUCGAUACAAACAAGACCCGGCCCAAACCCGCGGUAACACCCUCAACGCUGGGUGGAAGCAAACUUCCCCGCUUCUCGCGCGAUCGUGCGAGCAGCAAUAAGUCAAGCGCGAGCGAGCGUGCAGCACUGGAAUUCGCUCUUCAGUCGAUACAGGAGAAGAAGCAGCAUCUCCAGUCGCAAAUUGAGAAGCGCACGGAAAGAACUGCUGGAAAAAGUACGACGGCUGAUACGUCCUCCGCGCCCGCAGACCGCGAUGAGGGCAUGUCAAAACUGGACUUUCUGCCUCCCGAAUAUCAGACCCGGGCAACGAAGCGCCGCGUCAACCCUCCGCCAUCGACGCAAUCCCUUUCAAAUCUCACUGAGGCUCAACUAGACGCGCUCGUACGGCAAAACAAUGCCAGGAACGGGGUUCAGAAGUGCGUUCUGGUGAAGCAGCCGAUGCCGGCCGCCAAACUGAAAGGAAUGAAUGUAAGCCCGAGCACCAAGUUGAAGAAUCGGAUGGAGCAACGGAAGAAAGUGGGAACUGGGUUGUCGUACACGGGCGGAGAGCCAUCGAGUAAGCUGCCAGGAGAGGGAUCUGAGAACAAUAGCAGUGCCGUACAAAAGGAUGAUGGAGGGGAGGAGGAAAGGGAGAGGCAGCGCAAGAUCCGGUGGCGUAACUCGCUUGUCAAUGUGGUUGAGUACAAUCCGCGGCAGAAGAUCUCUGUCAUGAUGGAAGCGAGUCAGCCACGAAACCCGCUGGCUGGCGACAAGAAGAGUGGGAACGAAAAGGAAUUCGAAAGUGACAAGGGGAAGGCGGCGGAAGGCGAAGGCCAAUCGGAGUCUGAAGAUGCCUUCAGCGACACGAACAUCAAGGUCGCUGCUGAUCUGCCGAAGGAGGAAGGACUUCACGAGCAGCCGGAGUCCGCAGGACAAAGCGACGCUAAUGUCACAUCGAGCAACACCUCCGAGCGCCAGCCAUCUACCGAACCCGCAUCCAACACCGCAUCCGGUCCGCUCAAGCCCCUGCACCUUCCCUUGAAGCCAGCCUUGAAACACGAAAUGGCCGCCUAUCCCAACAUCUCGUCUCCCGAACUCCGCCGAACGGAGGCCAACAAUGUUACGAAGUUCUUCACAACCUACUUCGAAGAGGUUGCCUCAGGGCCCAAAAACAACAGAGUUUUCACAUCGGGAAUGUGCACACUCGCCGGCCAGGUCGCUUCCGAGCUUGGCCCGAAGCGUGCUUUCAGCCCAGAGCGACACCUGGCCUCGCCACCAGAACGGAUCGCACCAAAGCGACGGAAAACCAAUGUGCGCGGUUUAGGCAAGCCGAACAUCAAAACACCGAAUGAAUUUGAGUUGCGCCCAGUACUGAAGGAGCUACUGGCGGUCGAAAUCAUACCAGUACUGAAGAGCCGACGUCAGGAAUUACCGAACUAUCCGGAGCUCCUGAAAGAGCUGGAGUCGUACCAGUUUAUUACUUACGUAGAUGAAUGCAUACGUGAAUGGAUUUUGAAGCUGGCAGCGGUACGAGCGUUGGACGCAUGCGUCUCGCAUUUUGAUCAGCUCACUGAGUCGGGCUUCACUCUUAGCUGGAAAUGCACGAAGCUGGGGUGA